This is a messenger RNA of Lichtheimia ornata, 1539 nucleotides long. RefSeq lists its product as uncharacterized. Lineage: Eukaryota; Fungi; Mucoromycota; Mucoromycetes; Mucorales; Lichtheimiaceae. Gene Ontology annotation, molecular function: oxidoreductase activity, acting on paired donors, with incorporation or reduction of molecular oxygen; iron ion binding; monooxygenase activity. The record is from RefSeq and is a predicted model, not a curated record. The transcript is spliced from 5 exons. Bases 1 to 1539 code for a protein of 512 amino acids.
AUGGAAGUGAGCAAGGAUAUGUGGAGGACGAUGCUCUUACCACAUCUUUCACGUCAUACCAAGCAAUACAUCACCUUGAUUGUUGUUGGCACCAUCACCUAUCGUAUAUUCAAUGCAAUCCUUGUUCCUCGGCAGUUGCGACAUUUACCCAAAGCCAGCACCAUUGGAUGGUUUUGGAGCGUGCUCAAGGGUGAAAGUGCUGAUGUACGAUGCGAUCGUUUGUUGAUGCCUCAAAUGCAAGAUCAUGGCUUGUGUCUCAAAUACACCAUGGGUCGAUGGACGGUGGCUGUGGGUGAUCCAAUACUGCUGCAAGCUGUUCUUCGGGAUGUAGCCACUUUUCCAAAAGAAGAGAAUGUGUCCUUGGAUCCGGAUCUCAUUCUUACAAACAAUGAACCUAAUGUGGGAAACGCAAACCAUGUCGAGUGGAAGAGACAACGACGUGUGACAAAUCCUGCAUUCCAUCGAAGCAUGCCCGUUGAGAAAUUUGCGCGUGUGGUAUCCAGCAUGUUCACAGCACUUGAAGGCAAGACCACUGUUGACUUUGCAGAUUACAUGAAACGAUACGCUUUAGAUUGUCUCGGCCUUGGGGUAUUUAACUUUGACAUGGAAUCUGUCAGUGACCCUGCAUCCGUUUAUGCCAUCUUGUAUAAGGAAGCCUUCAGUAUUGUACGGGAUCCGCUUGUAUACCUAUUUCCUUUGUACACUGCCAUACCGUCACGGCUCAUACCCUAUCGUAAUCGAGCUCGAAAAGCAAAUGAAAAGCUGAGGCGCGUGCUUUUGGAGAUUACGCAACAAAGGAGAGAAGCCAUUUUGAAAGGGGAGCGUCCCAAAGAGGAUGAUCAAGAAGACUUGCUUAGCAUGAUGAUCAGGGCAUCUCUCCCACAACAACAAGGUCAUGAUGCACAACCUUAUCUUACCAAUGGCGAGCUGGUAGCCAACCUUUCAGUAUUUUUUGUGGCAGGCCACGAAACAACUGCAAGUGCAACAGCCAGUAUGCUUUAUUAUUUAGCGGUCAACCCUGACAUUCAAGAAAAAGCACGAGCCGAAGUGAUAUCAGUAUUGGGCGAUGCACCUAUGGAUAUCCACCCAACCCUUGAACAAUUACGAGCCAUGCCAUACUUGAAUCAAUGUAUUAAAGAAACCAUGCGCAUUAACCCACCCACAAGCGGUAAUCUACCACGUAUAUGCACCAAGGAUACAUACAUUGGCCAAUUCUUUAUUCCCAAAGGCACACCUUUAUCAAUGGAACUUUAUUGCACGCAUCGAUUGGAGCAAUAUUGGACAAAUGCAACAACGUUUAACCCUGAUCGUGCGCUUGACACCAACUGGAUCCCGUUUGGCUUUGGUCCUCGUGCUUGUUUAGGCAUGAAUUUUAGUAUGGCUGAACAACGAGUGGUGCAAGCCAUGAUGUUGCGCAAGUAUACAUGGCGUCUCGCAGCUGAUAGUGAGCAUGUUCAUGGAAUCAAGAAUGCUGGUGGUGGUGGAAUCAGUUUGUUGGGCCCAGAAACUCUCAAUCUCGAAAUUAUCCCACGCUAUUAG